AUGAAGUUAUUAACUUUUAUUUGGUUUUUAUUGUUUUCUUUAAUCCAUAAAGUUUACGCUCAUAAUGUUCUUUUACCCGCAUAUGGCCGCCGUUGUUUCUUUGAACAAUUAGGUCGCGGAGAUGAACUUUCAAUCUCUUUUCAAUUUGGUAAUAGAGAUCCUCAAUCUUCUGAGCAGUUGACAGGUGACUUUAUUGUAUAUGGAGCCUCUCGUGGUGAAGAAUUGAAGUUCUUGAGGGAUGUUUCGCAUGGGGAAGUUACCAUCAAUGCUAAUGCAGAUGGAAAAUAUAAAUACUGCUUCCUAAACGAAAGAAGCGGAAUUGUAACAAAGGAUGUCUCUUUCAAUAUUUACGGUGUGGUUUACGUUGACCUGGAUGAUCCAGUGUCCAACACAUUGGACGGCGCCGUUAGAAGGCUAUCAAAAUUAACUAAGGAAAUCAAGAAUGAGCAAUCUUACAUUGUCAUCAGAGAAAGAACACAUAGAAAUACUGCUGAAUCUACCAAUGACAGAGUGAAGUGGUGGUCCAUCUUCCAACUUGCUGUUGUUGUAGCACAGUCCUUGUUCCAGAUCUACUAUUUGAAGAGAUUUUUCGAAGUCACUUCUUAUGUUUAA
This is a messenger RNA of Eremothecium sinecaudum, 612 nucleotides long. RefSeq names its product Emp24p (gene EMP24). Gene Ontology annotation, biological process: protein retention in ER lumen; endoplasmic reticulum to Golgi vesicle-mediated transport; intracellular protein transport. NCBI's taxonomy places the organism in Eukaryota, Fungi, Ascomycota, Saccharomycetes, Saccharomycetales, Saccharomycetaceae. The record is from RefSeq and is a predicted model, not a curated record. Bases 1 to 612 code for a protein of 203 amino acids. The transcript has a single exon. Gene Ontology annotation, cellular component: endoplasmic reticulum-Golgi intermediate compartment; COPII-coated ER to Golgi transport vesicle; Golgi apparatus.